GUGUUUGAGGCGCCAGGGGCGGUUUAUAAAUUGAAACAGGGCUCUGGGAGAACUGGCUCAGAUCCCGGUCGUUAAGUUUGUUGUCCACUCUCAUUCUUCACUGAAACUUUGUUAACUUUCCUUCACAACCUUUGCCUUUAAUUCCCCUGAAAUGACGGCCACCGGGAGUUCUCCGGACUUUGACGGGAUGUACUCCCAGCUGAUAGAAGACGAGGUCACCUAUGACGGGUUCAACCGCAAGCCAGAUGUGGGACACAGCGCUCACCCGAUCUCCUCAGUCAGACCAGCCUCCAGACUGAGUGGCCCCGGGCCCUACCGCCUCGCCACCAUCUGCCUGGCUACGCUGUGCGCCAUCCUGCUGAUCUCCAUCAUAGCUGUCAGUGCACACUAUAAAAACAAACCUCAGGGCGGUGGUGAAGUGACCACAGAGAUACAGAAGCAGACGCAGGGAGCAAACGUGUCGGCUCUGACUGCUACCAUCCAAAAACUGCAGCAGGAGAAAGUACAGCUGCAGAGAGAGAGGGACGAGCUGCUGGCCAAACUGGCCGCCACUAAAGCUCCUGUGGUGAUCAAACCGACACAGACGGCACCGGCCCCCAUCGUCUGCCCCAUGGAUUGGCAUCUCUUCAACAACAGCUGUUACUUCAUCUCCAGAAUCUCAAGGGAUUGGCCAGAGAGUCAGUCAUUCUGCCAGAGCAAAGGAGCUCACCUGGCCAUCAUCCACACGGCUGAGGAGCAGCAAUUUCUGUGGGAUCUGCUUCCCAGAGGCCACUGGAACGCCUACUGGUUCGGGAUCACUGAUUCACACACUGAGGAUCAGUGGAAAUGGGUGGACGGCACUCCGCUGGUCGGAGGUUUCUGGGAGGUCGGCGAACCGAACAACCACAUCGACGAGGACUGUGGCUACAUUGUGAAAACACGCGUGUUGGAGCGAGUGGCGAUAAGGAGCUGGUAUGACGCCCCCUGCACAAUGAACUGGCCCUACAUCUGUGAGAAAGAGAUGGGCCCCGGUGCCAGCACCGCCAUACCACACUGAGACGACCACUGAUUCUCUGAAGGAAAGAGGGGGAAGAAGUUUAACCAGUUGGUAUUUUGUCAGGUUUUAACAAACUGCUUUUUUUGUCCUUCACUUUUUUUCACUUCAAAUUCACAGCUCAGUUAGAUACUGAUGUUCACUUUUUACAUCCUAAUACUUUCCCUGAAAUUAAUGUAUGGAACUUGUUUUGGGGAGUCUGCUUUGUCCAGAACAACAAACACGAGCAGGACUGAGCAACAACUUUGUUAGAAUCUCUUAUUCGGUAGAUUGAAAUAAACGUGCGUAUAAAUGCAAGAAUACAAAUCAAAUAGCAUUUUAAGUUCCUCUGGCUUAAUUUGGCGCCCCUCACUUUUCUACUGAAGAAAGUAAUCAGGACCUCAGUGGCUGCUGUUGGUGAUCAGUUGGUUUAGUAGUUAGUUAUAUUUUUACAUAUACAGUAUAUAUAUUUUUUAAACAUAUGAGAUGCUUUAUAGUCCAAGAAAACCUCAUUUGAAUCACUUUCUGAAGGAGGAAUACGGUGCUUCUACGACUUAAUGUAAGAUGUGUUACAUGGUUGUGGUACCUCUGUGCCUUAAACUGCAUAAUAAUAUCAUAUUUUUACAUGUCUGUGUUUUAGAUUUUUUAGAUGUUAAUCUAACUAAUGGGGUUUUAAUUAAUGAAUAUAUUGUUUAGCUGUACAUAAACAGUAAAUAUGUGGGAGUCUGACUAUCUGAUCUGUAAUCUGAUGCACUUUUGCUCACUUGAUUGAGUCGUGAUUAAGCAAAUAUGUGAAGCUGCAGAAAUGUGUCCUGUCUUCCCUUGUGUCUCCUCCCCCCUCGUUUUGAGGGCGUCGCCAAGCUCAUCAGGCACCUGGCUCAUCUCCACACCUGUGCUUCAUCUGCCAAUCAGCACCAGUACAAAAACCCCAGCUCUCCACUCACUCAUUGCCAGACUUUCAUCAUGUCAGUGGUUUUCAGACUCUCAGCUGCUCCACAGUAGAGUUUAUUCUCUAGUGAGUCUUUUGAGCUUUGGCUGGUUUCUGUUUCUCCCUCUGUCUUAGAAACCCCCUGUACUUAACCAAUGAACAACACAACUCAUGCUCAUGAUAUGAUGGUUUGCUGUCUGUGAUGUCUCUGCUCUGUAUUGUUGUUGUUGCCCAGCAGGUGGCACUGCUAGCAAACAACCUGUAAUCAAAACGUUGACUAUGUGAUGGAGUCUGUAGUCAAACAGAGGAGGUGGAGAGGAACUAAAGUAGAUUUUCAAAUUCUU
This is a messenger RNA of Lates calcarifer (barramundi perch), 2284 nucleotides long. RefSeq names its product C-type lectin domain family 4 member M. NCBI's taxonomy places the organism in Eukaryota, Metazoa, Chordata, Actinopteri, Centropomidae. Bases 152 to 1036 code for a protein of 294 amino acids. The record is from RefSeq and is a predicted model, not a curated record. The transcript is spliced from 6 exons.